AUUUAAACAUUGGUCUCAUGCACUCAAUAAUUUGCUCCAACCUCGCCCAAAUUCUCGCGAUUUUCUCUCCUCUCGCUUUUUUGGUCUGCCAUCUCCUCUCCUCUCCUCUCCUGCGGCGACACUGGCGCUGAUCCUCCUCUCAUCGCCGUCACCCGGCCGCCGUCAGCCGCCAGCCGCACUCAACUCCGCCUCGACCUUAAACUGAAGCUUCUCUCUUAGUUGAUACACUUCCAUAACUAGUCCCCUGCAAAGGAGAUGAGGAUUGUGGGACUAACGGGUGGGAUUGCUUCCGGAAAGAGUACUGUUUCCAAGCUUUUCAAAGCUCAAGGCAUUCCCAUCGUUGAUGCUGAUAUUGUUGCUCGGGAUGCAUUGAAGAAGGGUACAGGAGGAUGGAAGAAGGUUGUGGAUGCAUUUGGGGACGGCAUUUUACAGCCUGAUGGGGAAGUGGAUAGGCCUAAUCUGGGACGUAUAGUAUUCUCCAAUCCCGAUAAACGUCAACUACUUAACCGGUUACUGGCGCCUUAUAUUUCUUCCGGCAUCUUCCAAGAAAUAUUAAAGCUAUGGUUGAAGGGACACAAGGUGAUUGUUCUUGACGUCCCACUAUUGUUUGAAGCCAAAAUGGACAAAUGGACCAACCCUGUUAUCGUCGUCUGGGUUGAUCGCGAAACACAGCUAAAUAGAUUGGUUUCAAGAGAUAGAAUAACCGAGGAAGAAGCUAAUAACAAAAUUGAUGCUCAGAUGCCUCUCGAUUCCAAGAAAGAUAAGGCGGACAUUGUGAUUGAUAAUACCGGGUCGCUAGAUGACUUGAAUGAACAUUUACAGAAUGUGUUGCGUGUAGUCAAUCGGCCAUUAACGUGGAGUGAAUUCGUGCUUUCUAGGCAAGGAGCAUUUUCAGCUUUUGCUUUUGUUGUUGUUGGUGUUUUUGUGGCCAAAAACAUAUUUAAAUGUCGAUUAUAGGUUUUGUAGCCUUAAUUACUUCAUCUUGUAGUAAUUUGGAAAGAGUGUAGUGCAGUAAUUUGUACUUUCGUAGUAGUACUACGUAUAAUUGUAGAUUUGUUGAUGCACUAUGUUGUCUCAAUAUAACAUACACUUUUGACUUCAACAACUUAUAGAACUUUCUAUUUUUCUUAA
Spinacia oleracea (spinach) is the source of this 1131-nucleotide messenger RNA. Its product is annotated as dephospho-CoA kinase. Lineage: Eukaryota; Viridiplantae; Streptophyta; Magnoliopsida; Caryophyllales; Amaranthaceae. Gene Ontology annotation, biological process: coenzyme A biosynthetic process. Gene Ontology annotation, molecular function: ATP binding; dephospho-CoA kinase activity. The coding region runs from base 256 to 957 and encodes 233 amino acids. The transcript is spliced from 4 exons. The record is from RefSeq and is a predicted model, not a curated record.